Molecule: messenger RNA, 1848 nt
Organism: Parastagonospora nodorum SN15
Lineage: Eukaryota; Fungi; Ascomycota; Dothideomycetes; Pleosporales; Phaeosphaeriaceae
Exons: 3
Coding region: 1-1848 (615 amino acids)
Biological process (GO): protein ubiquitination; ubiquitin-dependent protein catabolic process
Cellular component (GO): nucleus
Molecular function (GO): ubiquitin protein ligase activity; zinc ion binding
Source: RefSeq, a predicted model, not a curated record
AUGCCGCAGGACUCGUCUCGCAUCCUAGACGACGAGCUUCGUCAGCUGAGCCUCGAUCCUGCACCCUCGAGCGCGCCAGCAACCCCUUCAGGGCUAAACAGCAGACCUACCAUCGUCCAGCGAAAUGCCACCACAGUCUCCGAGUCGCUGCCAGCCGACGAUGGCAUGGCACACCUUCGAGACCGCAUACACCAGAUCAGAGACCUGAAAAUCACAGAACAGGAGCGUGCGCGUAUGGUCCAUAGCCUCAUGACAGAGCGCUACAAUCACAUGCGGCCCACGUCACCAAGCAGCUUCAUCUCUCACGACCGUCCCUUUACGCCUAACUCUAGCCACUCCGUCUUCUCAGACGCGCAAGCCUCUUCGUUGAUAUCUGCCGCGUCCGACAUCGACCCCGAGAAUCCGUACAGUCUGCGGCCGGGCGACACCAAUCCUACAUACCGCCCGCCCCGUCAACACGCAGUUGCAGAGAAUGGCGAAGAGGAAGAGGACGAUGCUGCGGGAGAUCCACCUUCUCUUGGAUGCCAGCACUACAAGCGGAAUGUGAAGGUGCAAUGUUUCGACUGCCUGCACUGGUACACCUGCAGGCACUGUCACGAUGCAGUAGAAAACCACAGCCUGAACAGGAAGUUGACCCAGCAUAUGCUCUGCAUGGCUUGCGGAACGCCUCAAAAGGCGGGAGACUAUUGUAUCAAUUGCCAGACACCAGCGGCAUGCUACUACUGUGAUAUUUGCAAGCUUUGGGACAACAACAGCAAGAAGAGCAUCUACCACUGUCCAGACUGCGGCAUCUGCAGGAGAGGCGCGGGUCUGGGCAAAGACUUCUACCACUGCAAGGACUGCAACGUUUGUAUUGGCAUGCAACAUCACGGCAAGCACAAGUGUCUGGCAGACGCCAUCGAUAACGACUGCCCUAUCUGCAGCGAGUAUCUCUUCACCUCGUCUGCCGCCGUUGUAUCCAUGCCAUGUGGUCACUAUUUGCAUAAGGAAUGCUAUAACCUCUACAUGGAGACAGCGUACAAGUGUCCUAUUUGCCAAAAGAGCGCUGUUAGCAUGGCUUUGCAGUGGCAAAAGUUGACCCACGCGAUCGAGAGCCAACCGAUGCCUGAGCAGUUUGAGAAUACUCGCGCCAUCAUUCAGUGUAAUGACUGUUCGGCGAAGUCAUCGGUUAGGUACCAUUGGCUUGGGAACCAGUGUGGGACAUGUCACUCUUACAAUACCAACGAACUACGCAUCGUGAAUGACGCUGACAGCGAAGAUACCGCAAACGCAAUGCUCGAAGCAGACGCAAAUGCUGGCUCGAGAUCACCUGUUAGUUUCCCCCAGAUGGCUAGGUUCCCGCAGAUGCCACAAUUUCCACAGAUACCUCAGUUCCCACAGAUGCCCCAGAUGCCGGAAGCAGCACAGGAGGUCUUAGAGCGUGUGCGAAAGUCCAUGUACGACUAUCUCAACCCGUCAGGCGAUAUACAUGUCGACGACGUCCCUGUCAUCGAUCUUGGGGAUGACGAUCGUCGCGAGCGUACGGCUACAGAUGGUACUGUCGUCAAGGAGCCGUCUCUUCCGCAGUACGUAAUCGAGAGGUUUACACAAUCACUUGCGCGAUUCAGAGAUGAUCUCAAUCCUGGGCUGGAAGAUGUACCCGCGCUGGACCUUACAGACGACCACGAUCCGGGUGGCUUGCAGUUCUGGGGCGAGGACGGCGGACGACUGGAGCGCACCCUGAAUGCGCAUGAGGAGGAUGACGACAGCAGUACUGACGAGAGCGAGCACGAAGAGUCCGAUGAAGAAGAUGACGAUGACGAAGGCGAGGUAGACGGGAGAGGAUUUGAUUUACCUGGGCAUCGCUAG